Molecule: messenger RNA, 4770 nt
Organism: Python bivittatus (Burmese python)
Lineage: Eukaryota; Metazoa; Chordata; Lepidosauria; Squamata; Pythonidae
Source: RefSeq, a predicted model, not a curated record
AAAAUAAUCCAUUGCAAAUCUUUUCUUUGGGGAUUUGUGAACAAAGCAGAGGAUUUGCAGAUCCUUCCUGGACUAUUAAUGGGGAAAACUUCUUUUUCCUAUUUCAGGGUCUUGUGACCUUUGAGGAUGUGGCUGUGUGUUUCUCCCAGGAAGAAUGGGCUCAGCUGGAUCCCCACCAAAAAGCCCUGCAUGGGGAAGUCAUGCUGGAGAACUCGAGGAAUGUGGCCUCUCUGGGUGCUGUUGGGCAGGAGAAUGUGAAUUACAAGGAACUAUUAGAAGCUCUCAGACGCAAAGAAGGAAGAGAGAUGUUUGCAGAUCAAACGGAACUAAAAAGUCACGAGAGAAACCAGUCAAAGGAUUGGAGCAAGAAACAUUGUGCUUUUCAAUGUAAUGAAAUUCAAGAUGGAGCAGUCCUGCAAGUUCCCAAGGGGAAAAGAAGGACAAAGUCUUUAGGGAAAAGUGUGAAAAUAUUCAGAGAAAAUUUAGAUUUAAAUGAACAUUAUCGAACUGACUCUAAAGAAGAAGAGGAUCAGGGCAGGGAAGAUGAAAAAAGUUACAACUGGACUUUCAUUCUUUCAUUACGUGAUAGAAUCAAUAUGGGGGAGAAACCAUAUAAAUGCAGAGAGUGUGGGAAGAACUUCAGGAGCAGCAGCCAGGUUACUUCCCAUAGAAGGAUCCACACAGGGGAGAAACCCUAUAAAUGCAUGGAGUGUGGGAAGAGCUUCAGCUGGAGCAGUGAACUCACGUCCCAUAGACGGAUCCACACAGGGGAAAAACUUUAUAAGUGCACGGAGUGUGGGAGGAGCUUCAGGAGGAACAGUCAGCUUGCUUACCAUAAAAGACUCCACUCAGGAGAGAAGCCAUACAAAUGCAUGGAGUGUGGGAAGAACUUCUUGUGGAGCUAUCAGCUUACUUCCCAUAAAAUGAUCCACACAGGGGAGAAGCCGUAUAAGUGCAUGGAGUGUGGGAAGAGCUUCAGGAGGAGCAGUGAACUGACUUGCCAUAGAAGGAUCCACACAGGGGAAAAACCUUAUAAGUGCAUGGAGUGUGGGAAGGGUUUCAGGGGGAGCAGUGAACUGACUUCCCAUAGAAGGGUCCACACAGGAGAAAAACCUUAUAAAUGCAUGGAGUGUGGGAGGAAUUUCAGAAGGAACAGUCAGCUUGCUUACCAUAAAAGACUCCACUCAGGAGAGAAACCAUAUAAAUGCAUGGAGUGUGGGAAAAACUUCUUCUGGAGCUAUCAGCUUACUUCCCAUAAAAUGAUCCACACAGGAGAGAAACCGUAUAAAUGCAUGGAGUGUGGGAAGAGCUUCAGGGGUAGCCGUGAGCUUUCUUCCCAUAAAAGGAUCCACACAGGAGAAGAACUACACAAAUGCUUGGAAUGUGGAAAGACCUUUAGGAGCAGCAGUGAGCUUAUGUCCCAUAGAAACACCCACCCAGGGGAGAGGCCAUACGAAUGUAUGGAGUGUGGAAAGAGCUUCUCUUGGAGUUCUCAGCUUGCUUCCCAUAAAAGGAUCCAUUCAGGUGAGAAUCCAUGUAAAUGUGUAGAGUGUGGGAAGAGCUUCAGGGGAAGCAGCGAACUAAGUUCCCAUAAAAAGAUCCAUUUAGGCGAGAGACCGUAUAAAUGUAUGAAAUGUGGAAAGACCUUCAGAAGGAACAGUCAGCUUACGUACCAUAAAAGAAUCCACACAGGGGAGAAACCAUAUAAAUGCAUGGAGUGUGGAAAGGGCUUCUUGUGGAGCUAUCAACUUACUUCCCAUAGAAGGAUCCACACCGGGGAGAAACCGUAUAAAUGUGUAGAGUGUGGAAAAAGCUUCAGGGGGAGCAGUGAACUGACUGCCCAUAAAAGGAUUCACAAAGGGGAGAAACCAUAUAAGUGCGUGGAAUGUGGAAAGAGUUUCGUGGGGAGCUAUCAACUUACUUCCCAUAAAAGGAUCCACUCGGGGGAAAAACCAUAUAAGUGUGUGGAGUGUGGAAAAAGCUUCCGUCAAAGCAGCCACCUCAUUUCCCAUAAAAACAUUCAUACAGGAGAGAAACCAUAUAAAUGCAUUGAAUGUGGGAAGACCUUCAAGAGGAGCAGUGAACUCACUUCCCAUAAAAGGAUCCACACAGGCGAGAAGCCAUACGAAUGCAUGGACUGUGGCAAGGGCUUUAGCGAGAGCAGUGCCCUCACUUCCCAUAAAAGGGUCCACACGGGAGAAAAACCAUAUAAGUGCAGGGAGUGUGGGGAGAGCUUCAGGUGGAGCGGACAGCUUGCUUCCCACGCAAGGAUCCACUCUGGGGAGACUCCCUAGACUAGCCUUACUGGGUUCUUUUCAUACAUACCUUGUCUUCCUGUUAUGAAGUAAAACAAACUUUUGAAGCCAUGACUCCUGGCUGCCUUAAGCUGACUUUUGCCCAAACCUGAAACCAACAGCCACAGAGGAAAUUAAUGUACUGGGGGAAGGUUUAUAACCAUAGGGGUAGGCAGUUUUACAUAAGAUGGACGGGCUUUGAAUGGGCUUUAGUCAUUUCAAUGUGCCAACACUAUUGCACCUUAAAAAAUGACAAAAUCCUUUAGUUUAUGCUUUGUGUUUCUGAUGUUCACAUCACAAUCUCGGACAUUUCUACACCAACACACAGAAUAUGGGAAAGAAACAGGGUGAUCUUGAUAUCCUAAAGCAGGAGGGCAAAUAGGUUUGUCGCUGGCAUCGCUAAAACCUGGAAUGACACGUGGUUGGUGCAUAGUGUUGGAAGACAGCAACUUACUCAAAGGGAAUAGUGUCACCCGAAAGGGGGAACAUUUUACUGCACAUGGAAAAAUACGUGGCUGCAGACAGAUUAAUUAAUCGAAGCCUGAGUUCUGUUAAGAGCAUUUGGGUAAGAGUAAAAUCAGAGAAACAGAAGUGAUCCAAAUAGCAUAUAGACCACCUGGAUGGCAGAACUGGUGGGCGAGGCCUCUCAAUGUCAGGUGACCAAACUUUAUGAGGCACGUAACAGGAACGGGAGAUUUCAGCUACUCUGACGUCUACUGGAACUCUAAUUCUGUCGAGAGUCAGACGUCCAGCAAAUUCCUCCUUUCUUGCUGAGAACUUUAGCAGGAGGUUGGAGAAGGAACAAGGGGGUCUGCUCUCCUUGACCUGACGUUUACCGAUAGGGAGAAAUAGUGACAGGCGAAGGCAGCCGGAUCCUGGGGGAAAGUGGCCGUAUCAUCCUUGAGUUCAUGAUACCAAGGGGAGGAGGAAUGGAGGAGAACCAGACUUUUAUGCUGGGUUUCAGAAGAGAUCGGAUGCAGCGGCACGAACGAGGAAAGUGCCUGGGGAGGGGUAGGAAAUUCUGUAUAAUUCUGUGUAAGUGUAACAAUGUACCGAAGGCAGAACAGCAAAAUUCCAACCAGAAGGAAAUACGGUAGACGUUGAAAGAUACUGGGCUUUCUACAAACACUGGAAAGAAGAAGGAGGGAGAGAGAUCCCCCUUUUGAACAGAAGAAUUGGGGUUGUUUCUGUAUGUAGAAAAGGGCACAUGCUAUAGAACAAGAGUCUGGAACAAGUCUCGCCUCUCUGUAAGGAACACACAGGUAAUGCCCCAGGGAUGGAAGAAUGGUUUCUCAUACAUAAACCAUUUUAGGGUAUUCCCAUUUGUUGGUAGCACUGCCAAGGAGAGCGGAAGGUGAAGAAAAGCAGGCGCUGAAGCUGAACAGGAAGGGAAUUCCUGUGGUUGGUUUCUCACCUGGUCAGCAAAGGUCUCCUCACCUAGGCAGGUGAUGGCCCUCUUAUUCUUUCAAUGUGAUAGUGUUAACAUUACAAACAUUUCUUUCCCCUCCUGAUACUGUGCACCAGUACCCAGGUUUUUACCAAAGUUAAAACACGUUUGCUGAGCUGGGCAGAGCUAUGGCUUUUUCUCUCUCUUCUUAACUUUGCCUACCUGUUCCAAAAGCCUCACUGUGUGCUAUGGGAGGAAGGAGGAAGAGAAUACCAGGAACAGGGAUAACAAAUCAUAGGAAAAAGGAGCGGCAGAAACUUCCUGCUCUGCCAAAUACCUCUGUCAGGUAGCAAGUGAGGCUCUCUGGGGCCAGCCCCCGUGGCCUGAAGGUGCCCAGGAGAUCCAGUCCUGAAGGAGGACCUAGAAGAAGCAAAGAAGGGCUGGAGCCAGCCAGGGCCCAGGAAGAAGAGGCCUCCAGAAAGCAGCCUAGACUUUCAAGGCAAUGGAAGAUGUUGAAAGCCCACUGGCCAAGAGAGAAGAAUCUGCACGUGCUUUGCCUCCUAGACUCUGUCUUUCCCGCGGUGGAUCCCAUCUUCAGUAUCUUUCAGUUAACUCUCAUCUUGAUAAGAUGAGUGAACUCUCUUCUACCUGUGCCUGGCAUGUAUGACUUCACAGGCCUGUGUCUUUCAUGGCUGCUUUUGUAGGGCAAGAAGAAUUAGGCAGGACAUUCAGAGUUGUAAGUGUAAUUUGUUUCUUAUCCCUUGUAAGUGAACAAUCCCCAGGUAAACAAAGUACUACGAGGAGUUACGUUGUGGUGCUGUGGGUGACGCUUGUUAUGUGUAAGCAAGAGCCAGGGAAGAGGAAGGGGAAGCUUGGCCCUCAGGCGGAUUACACCCCAGAGAGGUCCUUAAGCUCCAGGUGCUGGGCUGCUGGCACAGACUGAACACGCUCACCUGGGUUGGGGGGCAGCAAUGAUGUCCUUCCUGCUGGAACGUCUGCUGUAGCUCUGCCCGGGUAUCAGUGAUGGCUUGCCUGCCCUGGCCCUGCAGCGUGAGGAUGCCACGGCAGUAGUCCCUUGCCUGUGUCGCG